This is a messenger RNA of Penicillium malachiteum, 366 nucleotides long. RefSeq names its product membrane magnesium transporter family protein. NCBI's taxonomy places the organism in Eukaryota, Fungi, Ascomycota, Eurotiomycetes, Eurotiales, Aspergillaceae. The transcript has 3 exons. Gene Ontology annotation, cellular component: EMC complex. Bases 1 to 366 code for a protein of 121 amino acids. The record is from RefSeq and is a predicted model, not a curated record. Gene Ontology annotation, biological process: protein folding in endoplasmic reticulum.
AUGAGCUUCCUCUCACGCCUGGUGACGCUCUUUGGCCUCGCUUUACUGGCUCACGCAGGUUACUCCGCCCACGAACACACCGUGCUUUUUAGUAAUGCCAGCAUCUCAGCCGUUACCACCUUGCCGCAAGAUAUCAUCGCAGAGACCCUACUCUCCGUCCUAGUUGUAUCGAUCGGUUUGGUGCUGAGUGCGGAGAAGCUGAAGCCCAUUAGCUGGCGCGAUUGGGCCGGCCAGAUUGAGCGAGAUGGCGGUGCGCGGAACCCGUACGUUGGGCUGGAAGAGCGAUAUAGCUUUUGGGAUAUUCGGGCUAAGCGAAAGGAAUUCGCGGGUUGGGUUCGCGGUCCAAACGAGGCGGUCAAGGAGUAA